AUGGUAUGUCUACCGGAGGAAGGCCCUGCCAAAAGGGUAACUGUUCGUGAUACUAUUCAACAGUCAACAAAGAAACAGGCUUUCAUAUCUCUAACACCAUCGAAAACGAUAGAGAGCAUCUUCAAGGAAGUAUCUAAAGAGUUCAGUUAUAAUCACGAUGAAAUCGAACUCGUAUUGCAAAAUGGCAAGAAAGAUGUGUAUAUUCUAAACAAUCAUAAAAACAGUACUGUACAAGAAGCAGGCAUAAAAUGGACUCCUCUAGAUCGACUGUCAAUCAUCAUCAACACAUUAAAAAACAAACCAAUGUCACUAUUCGUCCAAGAAGUCGAAGACGAUCUUCUUCUAGGCGCUUCAGCAAGUCCCACAGCCGGAGACGUUACAAGCACAACAUGCGAAUCCACUACAGCGUUGUUGAACGAAUUCGACUUUCCUAUUUUGCGCCCUUAUUUGAAACCCAUCAUCAUAGAAUCUACGAAUUAUGUGGGGUUAGUGAAUCAGGCUAUGACAUGUUAUCUGAAUAGUCUACUACAGACCCUUUAUAUGACUCCCGAAUUUAGAAAUGCCUUGUACAAUUGGGAGUUUGAUGGAGUUAAUGAAGUUAGAUCGAUACCCUACCAAUUACAAAAAUUAUUUUUAAAUUUGCAGACUUCUUCGAAAUCUGCAGUAGAAACAACUGACCUUACAACAAGCUUUGGUUGGCAGGAUCGUGAUGCGUGGCAUCAGCAUGAUAUCCAAGAAUUGUGCCGGGUUAUGUUUGAUGCCUUAGAACAAAAAUUUAAAGAUACUAAACAAGCAAAUCUGAUCAAUGAUUUAUAUGAAGGCAAAAUGUUAGAUUAUGUCAAAUGUUUGGAAUGUGAUACUGAUAAAUCUCGAGAAGACACAUUUUUGGACAUACCUCUUCCUGUAAGACCUUUCGGAAAUGCGGUAGCAUACAAUAGCGUUGAGGAAGCUUUAAGGGCAUUUGUUCAACCAGAAAUAUUGGAUGGAAAUAAUCAAUAUUUUUGUGAGAAAUGCAAUAAAAAAUGUGAUGCUCACAAAGGGUUGAAAUUCACCAAAUUUCCUUAUUUGCUCACAUUGCAUUUAAAGAGAUUUGAUUUUGAUUACACAACUAUGCAUAGGAUCAAACUCAAUGAUAAGGUUAUGUUUUCGGAAAAAUUAAAUUUAAAUUCACUUAUAACAAAUCCUCAUUCGGAAAGCGAUUCUAUAGAAGAACGGGAGAAUGUUGUGAAAUGCGACGAUUGCAGUACGACAGAUUCGGGGUCCGCAGAUGAUGAAAGUUGUCAAGGAACAGACGUAUCUUCCACUGUAAAUGGCCAAGAUGAUAAUUGUGCAAAUAGCGAUGAAGGUAUAGAUGUAAGUUCAGGAAAUAACCAUGAUGAAGAUGCAAAAGGUCCAUACAUCUACGAAUUAUUCAGUAUUAUGAUUCACCGGGAGUUUCUCCUACUAAAGUUCGAUCACUAUCACUCAAACUACUAUCUUCACUAUUACUUUGGUCGCCAAAACCAUCUCCUGGACCCGGCUGUGGCGACACUCUCAAAUUCGGCGAAUUUGUACACCUAUCACCGCUGCCUAACUCUAAUUUGUCCAAAUUUUGAUUCAAAUCUAACGAUGGAAUGGACAACGAUUCCAAAGUAG
Molecule: messenger RNA, 1635 nt
Organism: Diorhabda sublineata
Lineage: Eukaryota; Metazoa; Arthropoda; Insecta; Coleoptera; Chrysomelidae
Product: ubiquitin carboxyl-terminal hydrolase 47-like
Exons: 1
Coding region: 1-1635 (544 amino acids)
Biological process (GO): protein deubiquitination
Cellular component (GO): nucleus; cytosol
Molecular function (GO): cysteine-type endopeptidase activity; cysteine-type deubiquitinase activity
Source: RefSeq, a predicted model, not a curated record